AUGGACAAUUUUAUUGAAAUAUUUUCAAAAAUCGAUAAAAACUAUGAUGACGUUAUCACGAAGGAAGAAUUAGAGAAAUUCACCAUAGAGAAUCAUCUGGAUAAGCAAAUGGUUAACAGAUGGUUAGAUUUAUUUUCGGAAGAGACAUCGAAUUAUAUUACACUUCAAAGGUUUUUAAGUGUUCUGGGUAUUGCAAAAGAGCAAUAUGAAAUAAUACGAAGAAAUACAAUCCAACAGAACGCAGCAUUGUUUAAACUUGGUUCAGAUAUUGAAUACAUUUCUGGUGACAUGAUGUUAUCACAACAAAUCAAUGUCACCAAUGAAGUUAGAAAAUUAUAUCAAGAAUAUAAAUCUGAAAAUAAGCUGUUGAUUGCUACAAAGCUUAAAGAAUUUCUAGAUAAAACAUUUGGCAGAGCGUGGCAUGUUACAGUGGUGGAUGGUUCGUUUGCCAGUGCACAUACAGAAGAAGUUAAUACUUCAUUCCAUUUCAAAAUGAAAAAUCUUUGUAUUAUUAUAUGGAAAACACCAGAUUGUAGAAAUGAAAAAUUGAUAAAAUGAUUUCAGUAAUAAAUGCAUUCAGGCAGGAAAAACGUGUUUUAACAAAUUGGAAACGACUUUCCGAAUUCAUAUAUACAUGAGUAAAUAAAUAACAUGAGUAAAAUAAUUCAUAUUCCGAGUUACAGACGAAGAAACUGUCAAGAACGGUAACCACAACGUAGAUAUCAGUAAAACAAUUAGUCAGUAACGCUAGUUUAAGUAGUGGAUUACAAGAAAGUAUUUGAUUG
Schistosoma rodhaini is the source of this 785-nucleotide messenger RNA. Lineage: Eukaryota; Metazoa; Platyhelminthes; Trematoda; Strigeidida; Schistosomatidae. The record is from the annotation of a GenBank genome assembly.